Messenger RNA from Boeremia exigua, 2290 nucleotides. RefSeq names its product ferric-chelate reductase-like protein. NCBI's taxonomy places the organism in Eukaryota, Fungi, Ascomycota, Dothideomycetes, Pleosporales, Didymellaceae. Gene Ontology annotation, cellular component: plasma membrane. Gene Ontology annotation, molecular function: ferric-chelate reductase activity. Gene Ontology annotation, biological process: copper ion import; intracellular iron ion homeostasis; iron ion transport. The transcript has 3 exons. The coding region runs from base 30 to 2258 and encodes 742 amino acids. The record is from RefSeq and is a predicted model, not a curated record.
CACCACGCCUCGCGCCGAUCUCUCUACACAUGCACGUCGCCUGGUGCAAAGUUCCUCUCCUCUUUGGCUUUACAGAUGUAGCUGCCGCCUUAUUUUCUGGGAAAUGGUGUCCGCGGGCAUGCGACCUUACCCUUGGAUAUGCAACCUUUAACGACACAGAUCCGUGGCUUUCGCGCAAAGUCAGACAAUGUCGAAGCGACCUGAGGAUCACUUCCAUGUACCUGUGCUUCGACGAAUUUUGCAGCUUAGAAGACAGGGAGGUCCCGAAGUUUAUUGCCGAGCAUAGCGAGUGGUGCGAUGAGCAUGCGGGUGUAACGUUGCCUUCAUUCCACGAUGUGAUCGCUCGCUGGAGUCCUGAGGAGAGAGCAAAAUUGCCCAGACACAGUGCAGAUGAGGCUGAUACCUGGCCGGUCUUGAAUACUGUUGUGCUUCCCGAGAGCGAUUUCUUUCGGAGAGCUAUCACGACUUUGGAUGCUGCAUUCUACGAGUACGAUAUCCACCUGGUCUAUGGAUGGUACAUGUACUAUUUUUGGAUUGUUAUUGUAUCGUUUGGAGUCGGCACUCGUCUUCUUGCGUUGAUCUCAAAUGCCCGGAGCCAAGAGUAUCAAGCUAUUGCGGAAGACGAAUCUGCUGGACCAAAGACCCAGCGCAGCCUUCUAAGCUUGCCGUAUACUUUAUUCAAGCGCUACAUUACUGUACCUGCUGCCUUCGGCGACCGCUGCUCAAGGCCCCUCGGUUGGUGUACAAUACCACCUCGAGCUCAGACGCUCACUAUCGCCGCCUUCGUCCUUCUCAACACAGUGUUGUGCUGUGCGGAUUACCGACUCACAGAGGACAAUCUGUACUGGCCGGAAAAGUCGAACCAGCUACUCCGAUAUGUUUCGGAUCGAACCGGAAUCAUUUCGCUCGCCAACUUCCCGUUGGUAUGGCUUUUUGGCAUGCGCAAUGAUGUAUUGAUGUGGUUGACUGGCUGGGGUUUUGGCACAUACAACGCAUUUCACAGAUGGGCUGCAAGGAUAGCAACACUGCAGGCCGUGGUACAUAGCAUCGGAUACACGGUGAUGAUUUGGAACAGUGGUGGCUUCAUAGAGUUUAUGGGCUACUGGAAGAAGCAUUACUUCUGGAACGGUGAGCUAGCCACCAUUGCUAUGUGUUGUCUACUGGCCUUCUCGUUCUACGGCAUCCGCCGAGCCCACUACGAGAUAUUCCUUGUCACGCACAUUGUGUUAUCAAUAGCGGCUCUCUGGUCCAUGUACUACCACGUCGAAAUUUUCACAAACGGUGAAUGGAACAUCUUCAUCUGGCCAUGUCUUUUCAUCUGGAUCUUCGACCGUGUCCUUCGAAUUGGCCGAAUCUUGGCAUUUGACUGGAGGUUCUGGAACACCAAAGCCACCGUCAGCUACGAUCCAGCUUCUAAUCUGGUGCGAAUGGACGUUCCUAUGCCGCGGAAUCGAGUUGCGCCUAAGCCCGGCACCUACUAUUACAUCUAUGUCCUCAACGAUCCCCUCUACAUACAUCAGAACCACCCCUUCACAUUGGCAUAUGUCUCGUCGCCAGAAGACAACGAGCAGAUACCGCUCUCACCAGUAUCCUCGAGGCCAUCCACGCACCGCGCAAACUCGACUUCAUCGUCUGAAUCAGACGCACUCCUCGCACCGAAGCGAAAAGAGUCUUCAGCACCAUCCAUGGUCUAUCUAAUUCGCCCCUACGACGGUUUCACCUCGCGCCUAAAGAAGCACUGCCUCUCGCGCCCCAAGACACUACGUGUUAAUAUCGAAGGACCAUACGGGCACAGUGUGCCUCUGCGCGAUUACUCGAACGUCUUAUUCAUAGUAGGAGGCACCGGCAUUGCAGUCCCCCUGUCGCACCUCGCGCAUCUGCUGAGCCCAGAAUCGCGCGUCCAGAGCGUGAAGAUCGUGUGGGCCGUCAGAGAGCACGCGUUCCUCGCUUCCAUGCUGAAGGAGUACAGGACGCUGCUCGGGGAUGAGCGGUGCGAUCUCGAAGUGCAUGUGACUCAGGAUGUGGGGCACAAAGACGACAUCCCGAAUCAGACGCCACGCGGGGUCUCGAUUGUGGUUGGGAGGCCGAAUGUGCGGCUGUCGAUUGAGGCGGCUGCUGAAGAUGCGGGCCAGGCGUCUCUUGCUAUUGUGGCGUGUGGGCCGGCCAGGAUGGCGGACGAGGCACGCAAGGCGAGCGUGCAGAUGCUUGCGAAUGGGUUCAGGGGAGUUGAAUAUUUCGAAGAGUCUUUCAAAUGGUAGAUGGGCUGCAUAUAAAUGGCGUCUUUGCAUUG